GGCGGCACCGCCUCCCAAGGCUGGUCCCUGGCCCGGCGCCCGCACCAUGGCGGGCGCUUCCUCGCGCGUGCACUACCUGUCCGACUUCUGCUGCCCGCUCGGAGGCCGGGCGGGGGGCAAGCCGCAUGUGCUGCGUCAUGAGGCGGAGAUCUUUCUGUCCACAGGGCGCGAGUUCGUCUAUGUGUACGACCAGGAGGGAGGGAUGCUGACGGCGGUGUACCAGUUUCCCGACCAGGUGUGGCACCUGCAGCUCCUGGCCAUGCGCAGGGCACUCUACGUCCUGUGUGCCCGGACUGGCAUCUACUGUCUGUCGUUGGACUCACUGAACAGGUCUGUGAGCCAGGCCUGUGAGGACCAAGAGGAUGAGGCUCACCCUUACCCUGUGAUCCAUGUGGACCCAGAUGCCUGUGUCCUCCCUGAAGCCGCUCUCUGUGCCUUCACUGUGCUGGAUGACAUGCUGGUCACCCUGGUCCAGGGCCCCACCCAGUGGAAGAUGCAGCUCUUUGAGCCUCCCUGUCCAGGGGAGGAGCCUCAACCUGGAGGCCGGGUUGGUGAGGUGGAGUUGUCUACCUGCACCCCUCCAGGUGGAGUGCCAGGGAACCCUGCAGCACCCUGCUUCCUGCCAGUGUUGUGCUGUGUGUUCCCGCCAGGCUCCAGGGCAUCUCACGGCCACCCACAGGGCUGUGGCUGCUUUGUACUAGAAGAGGCUCUCUUUGGCCUACUCUUUGGAGCUGAUGCCAGCCUCCUGCAGUCCCCUGUGGUCCUCUGUGGUCUUCCUGAUGGCCAGCUCUGUUGUGUGGUUCUGAAGACCUUGGUCCCUUGUGGGUUAGCCCCUGGUGACCCAAAGGUCCUGGUCAAGAUCCUCCAUCACCUGGAGGAGCCUGUGGUCUUCAUUGGGGCUCUGAGGGCAGAGCCCCAUGCUGAGGAGGAGGCGAGAGAGCUGCUGCCUGAGGAGAAUGUGCACUCCGACUGCCUGGUAGCCCUCGGCCACCAAGGCCGGACACUGGCCAUCAAGGCCAGCUGGAGUGAGUCAGGGAAUCUGGUGCCAGAGCUUCGUGAGUACUGCCUCCCCGGGCCUGUGCUCUGUGCCGCCUGUGGCAGGGAUGGCCACAUGUACCACAGCACCCCCUCAAACCUCUGUGUGGUUGACUUGACUCGGAGAGAUACUCCUUGGAACCCUGAGAAUCCAGACGGGGCCAUAGGAGGUCUGCCCUCCAUGCUGUGCCCAACCAGCUUGAACAUCUGCGGUGCCGUCACUCUCUACGUAUCAUCAAGGGCAUCUACAGGUAGCACCGAGCUCCUGGCUCUGUCUUCCAAAGGACGCCUGAUCACCUGCAGCCUGGACUUGAACUCUGAGGUGCGUGUGCCUGCCAAAAUGGCUAUGGCAAAUGCAGGCCAGAAAAUUAAGGAGCUGCUCUUGGACAUCGGUGAUGUGUCUGAGAGAGUGUCCUUUCUGAAGAAAGCUGUUGACCAGCGCAACAAGGCCAUAACAAGUCUCAAUGAGGCCAUGAAUGUGAGCUGUGCCCUGCUAUCCAGCCAGGAGGGUGUUCGGCCCAUCGCAUGUACCAUCACUAUCUCCUGGAGCCGCCUGGAGUUUCAAGACAUGCUGAUGGCCACCUGCAUACUAGAAAACAGUAGCAGCUUCAGCCUGGACCAGGGCUGGACCUUGUGUAUUCAGGUGCUUACUAGUUCCUCUGCCUUAGACCUGGAUGGGGCUGGCUCAACUUUUACCUACACCAUUCCAGUGGACAGACUUGGCCCAGGAAGUCGGCGGGAAGUGACAUUGCCUCUGGGCCCCAGUGAGAGUGGCAUGCUCGACCUGCCAGUGACCAUGUCCUGCUGGCUCUUCUACAGCCUCAAGGAGGUGGUGGGCGGAGCCCUGGCCCCUUCAGAUCCUCUAGAGGUCCCCUAUCUGGAGAAGCUUCCUCUCAACCUUCCUAAGCAAGAGGGUGUCUGCCUGCCCCUGUGCAAGCGCACAGUGGACAUGCUGCAGUGUCUGCGCUUCCCUGGUGUGGCCUCACAACCUGCACAGGCGCCCUGCGUGCCUGGCCCUGCCUGUGAGCCUGUGGAAACCUUCCUGAAGACCUGCCAAGCCCCUAGCAGUGAGCCAACUGGCGCUGCCUCCCUGCGGGCCAAGUACCUGCCUCCAUCUACAGCAUCGGUCAGGGUGUCAGCGGGGCUUCUCAGGACCGCCCUGGAGGGCAGUCGCUCAGGUUUCCACCUGUGCAGUGCCACCCUGCAGUGGCUCCUUGCGGAGAACGCUGCUGUGGAUGUUGUGAGGGCCCAGACACUGUCUUCCAUCCAGGGGAUAGCUCCAGAUGGUACUGAUGUCAACCUCAUCGUGCACGAGGUAGCUGUGACUGAUUUGAGCCCUGCAGGGCCCAUCCAGGCUGUGGAGAUCCAAGUGGAGAGCUCCUCUCUGGCCAACAUGUGCAGGGCGCACCAUGCCAUCAUCAGACGGAUACAGACUAUGGUCACAGAGCAAGCUGCCCAAGGCUCCAGCCCACCUGACCUCCGAAUACAGUAUCUACACCAGAUCCAUGCCAACCACCAGGAACUGCUCCGGGAGGUGCAGACACUGCGCGACCAGUUGUGUGUGGAGGACGAAGUCAGCUCCUGCUCCACAGCCCAGAAGCUCCUGCAGGUUUACAAGCAGCUCCGCAACCCUAGCCUCGUCCUGUUGUGACUAGCUGCUGGCCAGCUUCUCCUCACUGCAGGACACACCUCAGGCUGGUUCUGGGGCUGGCCUGGCAGCACCCCUCCACUGGAACCUCUGCACUCCUGAUGGGAAAGAUUGUGGCCCAAGUACUCGGGCCAUGGAGACACAGGGUUUCUGGGGCUCAGACUUGUGGGUUUAGGACUGAUGCCUCCACCACAUCCCAGGAGCACUGGCUGCCUCUCUGGAGCCACCAGGUGGCAGAGUGCUCACCCUCAACCAAAGCACAAAGACCAUGGGAGGGCUCCUAUAGAUGCCAACGACCCAAGACGCCCGCCUCCAGCCGGUGUUCCAGCCUCCUCAGCUGGGCAGUGCCCUGCUGCUGCUGUCUUCACUGUGGAAGGAGAGCAUGUCUGCCGGGCCUGGCGCCUGCUCCUGUUGAGUGCUGUCUGUGAGGUGCUGUGCCAACGACAAGCUGCUCUUUCCGUGACAGGGGUCAGAUGACGUUGACUCACGUCUUCCCUCUUCACAGUCUGCUCUGCCCUGUGCCGCUGGGUGGGUAGUCCGUCCCAGCUUCCUCACAGUGCCCAGCUUACCUCCACCAGGGCUCCUGUGGCCAUUUGGGGCCAGAGAUCUGCCCCUCAAGGUCUGGACAGACUGGGCUCCUGCCACCUUCAUCUCACAGGGUAUUUGCAUAGGCGUUUGUCUGUCCUACAGGACAGAGUCCUCCAUGGAGGCCGAUAGGAAAUGGAAUAGCCUCUCUGGACACACCUGCAGUCUGUACAAGCCUGGCUUUUGUAACAAGGUGCUCAGUGUCAGGGUUGCCAGCUUACCUUGCCUGCUGGCCUACUAAGAACCCUGUCCACAGCUUGUCCCCAAGGCUACCCUUGCCACCUUCCGGGUGGGAGUCUCUAGAUGCAGCAUGUAGUAUGCCUGUCUGUCUGCUCUGAACGUGUUAGAGAGGCUGGGUCAGCCCACAGGACAGUAGGCCUGCCUUGGAGCAGAGAGAGGUCUCCCAGGCUGACCUGGCUUCUGUCUCUGUCAGAGCUGACAUUUUCUAGUGUCCCCUAUUUGCCAUUAGAGUCCACAGAAAUUGCAAGGUUUGUCUUUAGCCUAAACUCCAGCAGGUCCUGGGAGAUGGGGCACCUGGGCUUUGGCUUGUCAACCUUGGCACUGAAUUAGUAGGGCCCAGCACAAGUCUUAGCUGUCACCAUUAUUCCAGCGGGGUCCCUCAGUCUUGUCCAAUACCUGUGUGAUGUCCCCCACACGUGCCAGGUAACACCUGACCUCCGUGACACCGCAGGCCGUGGGACCACCAGCUUCUGAGACCUAGCCCACUCAGGCUGCUAAGGUCAGCUCCAAGAGAUAAUAAGGAUGCCCUGAUGUGUGAGCCUUGUCCCUUUGAGUAAGGGUAGGGGUGGGUAUCCAGCCGUAUCUUCCUUCCCAGCAUGUCUCCUGCCUUUCCUGCCAGCUAUACAUUGCUUCCUCACCCCAACA
Molecule: messenger RNA, 4153 nt
Organism: Onychomys torridus (southern grasshopper mouse)
Lineage: Eukaryota; Metazoa; Chordata; Mammalia; Rodentia; Cricetidae
Gene: Faap100
Product: FA core complex associated protein 100
Exons: 10
Coding region: 47-2686 (879 amino acids)
Biological process (GO): interstrand cross-link repair
Cellular component (GO): nucleoplasm; Fanconi anaemia nuclear complex
Source: RefSeq, a predicted model, not a curated record